Messenger RNA from Physcomitrium patens, 2262 nucleotides. RefSeq names its product mannose-1-phosphate guanylyltransferase 1. NCBI's taxonomy places the organism in Eukaryota, Viridiplantae, Streptophyta, Bryopsida, Funariales, Funariaceae. Gene Ontology annotation, molecular function: mannose-1-phosphate guanylyltransferase (GTP) activity; GTP binding. Gene Ontology annotation, biological process: GDP-mannose biosynthetic process. The record is from RefSeq and is a predicted model, not a curated record.
AUAAGGCCAUGCCCUGCGCAACCAGAUUUGACUCCGGGUUUCCAACUUCUCCCCUUCCUGUUGCGCUCCUCUCAUCGCAUCGCAUCGCCCUGCAUCUACCGCCUCGGAACCCAUACCCGCCUCAUCUCACCAUCACGCCGCCAUCUCUCGUUCGUCGCUCACGCUGCUAGCUCAAUCGCAUUCUCGUGAUUUGAGGCGUGGAGACGGGUCGUUGCAGUGGUGGCUCUGUGUGUAGAUCUGGGGUUUGGAACCAUUUGAAGCCGGGGAGGAUUUUGAUCCGGGUGGGGGGUGUUGGGUUGCUGAGCGAUUCUGUGCGCUGAUAAUAGGAUUUUGUGGGAGUUGGGUUCGGUCGUGAGCUUACGAAUUUUCGGGAAGGAUUCGGGAAAUUGGGGGUGGUUUCUCGAGCUGUUAGUGACAUUGCAUUUGCGGAUUUGGGAGAGUGUGUGUUUGUGAAGUGUUAGUUUUUGCGGGUGGUCGCGGAGGAGGUGUCCGGAUUAAAUUCCGGUUGGGCUUUUUAUUGUUUUUGGGUCGUUCUUUCCUUCCCAGCACCAUGAAGGCAUUGAUUUUGGUCGGUGGAUUCGGAACCAGACUGAGGCCGCUCACUUUGAGUGUGCCCAAGCCCCUGGUGGAUUUCGCCAACAAGCCUAUGAUUCUGCACCAGAUUGAAGCGUUGAAAGCAGUCGGUGUGGAUGAAGUCGUCUUGGCUAUCAACUAUCAGCCUGAGGUGAUGAUGAAUUUUCUGAGAGACUUUGAGAAGAGCCUUGGCAUCAAAAUUACCUGCUCUCAGGAGACCGAGCCCAUGGGCACAGCAGGUCCUCUCGCCCUAGCGAGAAACAAGCUUGACGAUGGUUCUGGUGAGGCAUUCUUCGUGUUGAAUUCUGAUGUUAUCAGCGAGUACCCUCUAAGGCAAAUGGUAGAAUUCCAUAAGAAGCACGGUGGCGAGGCUACCAUAAUGGUCACUAAGGUCGAUGAACCUUCCAAGUACGGAGUGGUGGUCAUGGACGAAUCGAACGGUUGCGUGCAAAGGUUUGUGGAAAAGCCGCAGCAGUUUGUGGGCAACAAGAUCAAUGCAGGAAUCUAUCUCCUUAGCCCAAAAACUUUGAACAGGAUUGAGCUCCGGCCUACAUCCAUCGAGAAGGAAGUGUUCCCCAAAAUUGCAGCAGAGAAGAAUUUGUUCGCUAUGGUCUUGCCAGGCUUCUGGAUGGACAUCGGUCAACCCAGGGACUACAACACCGGUCUUCGAUUGUACCUCGAGUCUUUGCGGAAGAAGGAUCCAGAGAGGCUGGCAUCAGGAUCCACAUUCUUGGGCAAUGUGAUCGUUGACGAGAGCGCUAAAAUCGGAGAUGGAUGCCUGAUUGGACCGGACGUCUCCAUUGGACAGGGAUGCACAAUCGAAGCAGGCGUGCGUCUCUCCCGCUGCACAAUCAUGCGGGGCGUUCGAGUGAAGAAGCACGCUUGCAUUUCUGGGAGUAUAAUUGGAUGGCAUUGUACUAUUGGACAAUGGGCAAGGAUUGAGAACAUGACUGUGUUGGGCGAAGAUGUCCGCGUCUCAGACGAGAUCUUCAGUAACGGAGGAGUAGUGCUACCGCACAAGGAGAUCAAAACUUCCAUCCUGAAACCUGAGAUUGUCAUGUGAUUGAGCCUCUCAUUUUAGAAAUCUUAUCCAUACAAACUGAUAGAUCUCCAUCUUUCUCUAUAUCAGGAGCUUAGAUGCUUUCAAGCUGCUAACAGUGGACGUCGUUCUCAUCAGAAAUGAGAUUGAAACAGUCUACCACAGCGCUUGGGAGGAUCGGAAUCAAUUCCCUGUCCUGUGUGAUUUACGGUCUAUUUUUUGUCAUAUUCGAACAGGUAACAUGCACCUUGUAGAGAAGUCGACCCACAGAGACUGGCAUAGCUUAGAAUUCUCGUAGAGUUAGAUUAGGAGGUUGAAUGAUGUUUCAGAAAUUAGAAGGGACGGUGCUGAUGUCGGUUGCGGUUUCAACGUGCGCUGUGCUCACCGAGGGAAGCGAUGGGUGAGGAAGGGGCUGAUUGGCUUGGCAGUGGUAUAUGCCAAGUUGAAGGUCUGAAUAAGUAGCCGGAAGACGUGAGCAGAUGCAGAUAGAGAGACAGACAGACAGACGAAUGACUACAUACGCGAGGAUAACAUGACCUUGAUGAUUUUUAUGAAGCCUGUUGCUUCCAGGUAAACUCAAGCAGCCGUUUGAGUUUGUAAUAACAGGUGUUUACUUGAAUAGAAGUUCUUACGCCUUUGUGAAUGGAUCA